AUGGACAUGGAUGGCAAUGUUGUGAAGGUGAUAAAGGACGGAGGCAGCAUCGGGUUGCUAUCCACAAGCAUGGACGGCAUAGUCUGCGUCACCGAUGCUUAUUCUGAGGACGCUCACGUGAUUGACCUAGCCACGGGGGAUGUGCUCGUAGACUGCCCAAAAUCGAGGCCUAAAUCAAGAGGCGGCAUGUUGACGUGCUUCUGUGGUUUCGGUCGCGCCGUGCCGUCCGGCAUGUACAAGGUGCUCCGCCUUUGGUCGGAUAAAACCUGUGAGGUCCUCACUGUAGGAGAAGACAUAGAGUGGAGGUGGAUGGAGUCGUCUCCAACUAAGAUAAGCUCUCCUCUUGCUGUCAAUGGCAACAUUUACUUUUUGAUCUCAUGGUACCUAGAUUGUGACUGUUUAGUUUGCUUCGAGCUCGAGAGCGAACAGUGGAAGGAACCAAUCAAAGGCCCAAUGAGCACAAUGGAUUCCGGGCCAUGGAGUAGGAGCGGAAAAGUUUGCAUAACUGAGCUCAACGGUUCUCUAUGUGUGGUUCGGUUGGUGGAACAAAUGACAAUAUGGCUCAUGACCGAAUCCAAUGAAGAUAGGUGGAUCAAAAUGUACACGGUCACAAUGGCCCCAUCCACCUAUUGUGCUAGGCCUCUGUGGGUUACACGCGAUGGUGGAAAAUUGAUCUUCUACUCUUGGCUACAUGGACAAGCACCGGUACUCCAAGUUUAUGAUCCUCGCUCCGAGACAUGUUCAACGCUGCGGGAACUAGAAUAUGACGUUGAGGUAAUUCGUCUUUGCAGCUUGCAGUUGAACCGUUUUGUCAUGAGGAAGAUUUGA
Triticum turgidum subsp. durum (durum wheat) is the source of this 828-nucleotide messenger RNA. The record is from the annotation of a GenBank genome assembly. NCBI's taxonomy places the organism in Eukaryota, Viridiplantae, Streptophyta, Magnoliopsida, Poales, Poaceae.